Glycine soja is the source of this 426-nucleotide messenger RNA. RefSeq lists its product as uncharacterized. The transcript has 2 exons. The record is from RefSeq and is a predicted model, not a curated record. Lineage: Eukaryota; Viridiplantae; Streptophyta; Magnoliopsida; Fabales; Fabaceae. The coding region runs from base 97 to 351 and encodes 84 amino acids.
AUUGUUGUCUGGACCAACUGGGGUCAGUUCAAGGCCCAGACGAAGCAUACAACAGCCGAAGUCGCUCGCCGAUGUAAAGUUGAUGUCUUGUUGGAGAUGGUGUCGUUGUCGAUGUCUAUUUGGGAAUACACAGUGCUCCUCCUUCUACGGCCCCUCCUCGCCGUAACGUUCGUUCUCUUCUUAAUAUCCCUCGGUUGGUUUGUGGCGUGGAAACUGGUGCCGGUGCACGUGCCUCUGGUGCAAGAGGUUUUCGGCCUCAAGAAGAAAGCUGUUCGAGUGAAGCCCCCAACUGGUCGCUUCUCCAAAAUUUACGGCACCCUUCAUGCCAAAAACUCACCCUCCACUUCAUAACUUCUCUUUCUCUCCUCCUUUUAUAAAUUCUUUUUUUCUUUUGCUUUCACCCCCAUUGACAAUUUUAUAUAAUUG